AUGGUCUUUGUUUGGGCAGAACGGUUGUAUGUGGGCCGGGCCUUUACAAAAGCUGAUUUCCCUUCCUCGAGGAAACCUUACCGGGCCGAACCUUGGGCCCACACGACAGAUCGUGACAGCCGAGCAACACGGCCCAGAGCCCGUGUCCCCACCGAGUCACCGACCCGCACCUCCCUGGGCCCCACCUGUCAUCCACCAUUCCCCAUACCCGUCCGUGUCACGGAGACCGCCACCGACCCCACCACCUCGUUACCCCCCGCCGUGCUCGUCCCAGUCUCUGCCACGUGGGCCCCACACGCACCACACUAUUUAUUCCUACACGCGAAUCCGUACGCGUACACUUCGACUCGACGCGUAUUCCCCUCGCCGCCGUCGCCGACUCGCCGUCGAUUCGCCGCCACCGUUGCCGCCGCUUCGCGCCUAGGGUUUCGUCGCCGGCCGCCGCUGUAUGAGCAGUCGCCCCAUCGUCGCCAACCUGGACCGUCACCACCACCACCACCGCCCCGAUGUCGUCGUCGAGGAAGACCGCGGGCCCCCGCGGCGGCGGCGGCCGCCGCAGGGACGAAGAAGGUGGGUAGUGGGCCGAGCCGGGUGACGCUGGAGAGGCUCCGGGAGGGGAUCGAGCGGCGGGCGGAGGAGGAGGAGAGGCGGGCGGAGGAGGAGAGGAGGGCGGAGGCGGAGAGGGCCGCCGCGGAGGAGCGGGCGAGGCGGGAGGAGGAGGAGGGGAGGGCGCGGGCGGAGGAGGAGAGGAGGCGGAGGGAGGAGGAGAGGCGGCGGAGGAGGAAAGAGGAGAAGGUGAGGGAGGAGGCGCGGCGGAGGGAGGAGCAGCGGCGGCGGCUCGGCAUCACCGUCGUCGCUGAUUCUCCCGGCGGAGGCGGUGAUGGCGAUCGUCGUCGGCCUGUGUACGACUCCAGGAAGACUAAAUUGCAGGCCAAGCCUCAUGGGGAUGCCCAGUCUGAAGCUGAUACGGCAGAAUUGCUGAGCUCGAAGCCGCAAUUGGAGGACGAGCAGAUCAAUGCAUUAUCUAUCGAGGUUGCUGCUGCCGCAGACGCAGUAGAAUUGGGAGUGGGAAGGAAAACUGGAUCAUCAGAAGAGGAUGGCACUGUUAGUGAUGGUGGUGAUGAUUCUUGUGAGGACAAGAGCUUGGAUGGUUUUGAUGUCCAAUCUGAUGGGAAUUCUCCCUGUGUUGCAGAGGGGGAAACAGAGGACAAACUUGCGACUUCUGCUUCCCAGGUUGUUAAUCCAGUCGAUAUCGAUGUGGCUGGUGAGGUUGAGGAAGAUGGGAUCCUUGAUUCUCAAGAUGCGUGUGCAAUCGAGGGUGACAGGGUGCUCCGUGAGACGAUAUGUUGCAUCCUUGGCCAUGUGGAUGCUGGUAAGACAAAGCUCCUUGAUUGCAUCAGGCACACCAAUGUGCAGAAAGGGGAUGCUGGAGGCAUCACGCAGCAGAUUGGCGCUACCUACGUACCUGUUGAAUACGUCAAGGAGAGGGCCAAACCCCAUAAAGGUGUGUCGUAAUCAAAGUUCCUGGGUUGCUUGUGAUUGACACCCC
Molecule: messenger RNA, 1549 nt
Organism: Oryza sativa Japonica Group (Japanese rice)
Lineage: Eukaryota; Viridiplantae; Streptophyta; Magnoliopsida; Poales; Poaceae
Product: eukaryotic translation initiation factor 5B
Biological process (GO): translational initiation
Cellular component (GO): cytoplasm
Molecular function (GO): translation initiation factor activity
Source: RefSeq, a predicted model, not a curated record